AUGUCAUUUGCGGAAGUAGAGGAAAACGCCGCAUCAUCUACGACAAAUAGUGAAGAAUUUGAAGAUGCUCAAGAUGAGUUACGACCACUUCCGGAACGUUCCACAUUAAUAGUUGGUACCGGCCGUGGCAGUAAUCAUCCGUCACGACGUGAUGAUUUAUCGAUCGAAAGUGCAAUAAGUGAUACGUUGAUCAGCAACACAACACAGUCUGGAAAUAAUCCAACUUCACCUAUUUCUUCAUCGUCAAAAGAUGGUGUAAUAGCAGAUCGUCGAUACCGUUUAGAUGCUUUACGGAAUCGGAUGACAAAUGAAUUUGGAUCAGGACAUAAUUUGCUGAACAUUGGCGGUGGUAGCUGUUACACCGAUGACGACGCCGGUUCAGUUAGCGAAAGUGCCUCUUUGGCAUCCUGGGGACGUAAUCUGCUUAUACAAGCUCCGUAUACGAAGAUGAAAUUGGUGUAUCCGGCUGAUACAAUAAGCACGAAGGCUUUUUCCAGCCAUCAAAAUCUAAGCAGCGGAACGGACUCGUUCUCGCAAAACGCUAAUUCCGAUAACAGCAAUGGAUCGCCGAAUGCGGAGUCAGCACCACCACCUUGUUCUCCAACAUCAUCAUUAACGAAAAUUCCGAGCGAUAAUAUUUCCUUUGGUGUGAAGCUCCCACCUCCUAGUAGUAUUCCUCCGCCACUACCACCAAGAAAGCCGUGCGGAAGACUCCCUAAUGCCCUUUCACCUCAACAAGUGGAUUCACUUAUAGGAAAACGAAUAUCACCAACGAAAGAAGUGGAAGAAGCAAAGAUUGAUACAGCCAAUUUAUCAUUACAUACCAUCAAGUCAGACAAACCAUUUAAAAAGGAUUCUGUUUCAAUGGUUGAUGGUUUUGCCCGAUUGCGUGGACAUGCAAAGACAAAUUCGCUGGAUCGUGGAUUAAGUUUGGCAAAAAGCAUGAAAUCAGGUCCAUUUCCACCACGUAGUGACAAAAGUAAUUCCCUAAAACGUGAAUAUUUUGCUGAUUCUCCAUGCAGUUCACCCUAUUUAUCUUUCGAUGGAGGAGAAGAAGAUCUAAGGAACAGCGAUGCUCAGGGCGUUAUUCAUCAAAUCACCUCUUCAAUACUCAAUGAACCACUAAAAGAAGAAAUAUUAACAUUGGAAUCACCUGUGCAUGAUGUUUCAAGUGGUCGUUUAUCAUCAGUUGGAGAAGAAUUUUCUACCACCUCUUCAAUUUCCACUUCCUCUCCAAAAAGAUCAAUUUUAAACGAUGGCAGGGUAACUGAUGAUGCUUCUCAGGAUAAAUUAUAUAAAUUACAAAUUACAAUCCCAAAGUCUACCUGCCAUUCAAAAAUGGAUUCAGAUUCGUCGUCGAAAGAUCUUGCGGUUACAGAACAUUCGGAACCAUUAUCGGAGCAAGUUUCGAUAGGAGACAACUGUACCGCACAAAGUGCUCAAACUGAAUAUUCAGAUCCAAUAACUCGUGAUGUGGAAAGACGUAUGAGCAUGAAAGGACACCAGCAGACUUCUGGAGAGUUGGAAGAUAGUCCUUCUUCACAUGCAGCUCCAUCGUCGAACAGUUUUGGACGAGCAGCGGAAUUCGUUAAAGGAUAUGGAACUUAUGCAUCUGAGCUUUUUCGUGGUGCUUUUUUACGAGCAAAAAGUGUCGUAUCUUCAGGAUCAACAUCAAAAUUUCCUAAAGAAGACGAUGAAAGUUGUAAUGAAAGUGAUCGUGAAGAUUCUUCCAUAGCUGAGGGUACUCCAAUUGUGCGGCCAAGGAAUUCCAAGAAAGGACCAUUUGAUUUUGAUGGCACACGCUGCUACCAAGAGCUUAACAACGAGCAUACGGGCGCUGUAUGGUGCAUGAAAUUUUCAUUAUGCGGACGUCUAUUGGCUACGGCUGGUCAGGAUAGUAUAAUACGGGUUUGGGUGCUGCGCAAUCAUUUAUCAUAUUUCAAUGCCUUACGUGAUCGUUACAAUUCACAUUCUAAGAAAAUUUCUAUGACUGUAGGAGAAAAUAUGUUGCAAAAUCCGAUACAAGAUAUUGAAAAUGAUUUGCGUUCUUCUUCCACUACGCUUGGCGAAAGCGCAGGAUCAUCCACAUCACACGAUGAUGAAAGUAACUCCGUAACGACUGCUUUAAUGGCAUCAAAACCAUUAUGUACAUAUAGGAGUCAUACUGCUGAUGUAUUGGAUUUGUCAUGGUCUCGUAAUUACUUUAUCCUGUCGUCCGGAAUGGAUCGUACAGUUAAAUUGUGGCAUCUUUCUCGUCCAGAAUGUCUUUGUUGUUUUCAACAUAUGGAUUUUGUUACAUGCAUUGCUUUCAUGCCAAAGGAUGAUCGAUAUUUUCUUUCUGGAUCACUGGAUGGUAAACUUCGUCUUUGGCACAUACCGGACAAGAAAGUAGCCUUAUGGAACGAAGUGGAGCAAGUAAAAUUCAUAACAGCUAUCGCAUUCGCCAAAAAUGGGAAGUUUGCUGUAGUGGGUACAUACGAUGGUCGUUGUUUUUUCUAUACAACUGAUCAACUCAAGUAUCACACUGUCAUUGAUGUCAGGUCAACUCGAGGCAAAAAUGCCAGAGGGCAUAAAGUGACAGGUCUAGCUGUUCAUGGAGACAAAUUAUUGGUCACUUCAAAUGAUUCACGUAUUCGCAUGUAUGACUUGCGAGAUAUGGCCCUUACUUGCAAAUUUAAGGGUGCUCAGAAUGAGAGAAGUCAGAUUCGAGCUUCUUUAUCACCUGAUGGUAAGCAUAUUGUCUGUGGAAGUGAAGAUCGUUUUAUUUAUAUUUGGACAACUGCUGAUUUACCAUCCACAUUAUCUGUCCGCAAAGAUCGAAACGAUUCGUGGCAACGUUUGCGAGGUCACUCGGCAUGUGUAACAGUGGCAAUAUUUGCACCUCGUCCACAGCUCUUUUUAAACCUUCUGGAGCAACGUCGCAGCGGUGAUGAUAGGAGUGAACAAUCGAAACCUAGCAAAAAUAUAUCAGAUCGGCAAAUUCACGGUGAUGUCAUUAUUUCAGCGGAUUUGAAUGGUUCAAUUCGUAUUUUUGUGAAUCGUACAAAGAUCAAAGCUGGCUCGUCGAAUUUUUUUCCCACUGAUUAG
Brugia malayi is the source of this 3087-nucleotide messenger RNA. RefSeq lists its product as uncharacterized. Gene Ontology annotation, molecular function: protein binding. The record is from RefSeq and is a predicted model, not a curated record. The coding region runs from base 1 to 3087 and encodes 1028 amino acids. The transcript is spliced from 15 exons. NCBI's taxonomy places the organism in Eukaryota, Metazoa, Nematoda, Chromadorea, Rhabditida, Onchocercidae.